Messenger RNA from Hyla sarda, 3450 nucleotides. RefSeq names its product deleted in malignant brain tumors 1 (gene DMBT1). Gene Ontology annotation, cellular component: membrane. The transcript is spliced from 22 exons. NCBI's taxonomy places the organism in Eukaryota, Metazoa, Chordata, Amphibia, Anura, Hylidae. The record is from RefSeq and is a predicted model, not a curated record. The coding region runs from base 72 to 3323 and encodes 1083 amino acids.
CCUAUAUCCUUCAUGGCCCUGCGGCCACUAGGUGUAGACCAGACUUUAGCGCUUAGCUCGGACCUUUACCAAUGACAGACCUGGAUGAGUGGACCCUCCCUAAAAAUAGUAGCUACUAUGCGCCUACAAACACUACAGAUAUCUACUAUGCACCUACAAACACUACAGACAUUUAUCCAAUGCGACUUGUUGGUGGCAAUCAUAGAUGCGCUGGACGGGUAGAGAUCUACUACAAUAAUGCCUGGGGAACUGUAUGUGAUGACAGUUGGGACAUUUAUGAUGCACAUGUUGUAUGUAAACAACUGAACUGUGGGUAUGGAAUUUCCGCUUUACAUCAAGCAUAUUUUGGACAAGGUUCUGGCAGUAUUCUGCUAGAUGAUGUGCAUUGUUCAGGAAAUGAACAGUACUUGUGGCAAUGCAGUCACAACGGCUGGGGCUCCCAUAAUUGUGCUCAUGGAGAGGAUGCUGGAGUCAUCUGUUCAGCUUCUCAAAAUACAACUGAAAACAGCACCAACAACCACACAAACUUCCCAGAUAGAACUACUCCAGGACUCACAACUUACAACCCAUUAACAACUCCUGGAUUCACAAACUGUGGAGGUCGAAUAACUCAGUUUUCUGGGGUCAUAACCAGUCCUUUCUUUCCCAGUUUUUAUCCACCUAAUGCUCAUUGCAUAUGGGAAAUUCAAACUUCAAUAGGUUACCAUGUGGAGCUCUCAUUCACACACUUUGAACUAGAGCCUUCCAAUGGCUGUGUUUAUGAUUGGGUAAAAAUAUAUGAUGGCUUUCCUGGAAACUCUUCUAAACUAACCACUAUUUGCACCUCCACAAACUCUUCUUAUUAUUCAUCUUCUAAUAUUAUUGGAAUUGAAUUUAGAAGUGACUCAUCUGUGCAGUUGCCAGGCUUUUAUGCCUCUUUCCACUCAGUUGCUUCAAAUACAUCAGGUAACUUCGUUGCUGCAUCUUCUGAGAGUUUGCUACAGAGAGAAUUUCAUCCUAUGCGACUUGUUAAUGGCAGUCAUGCAUGUGCCGGACGGGUAGAGAUCUUUUACAACAAUUCAUGGGGAACAGUAUGCGAUGAUAGUUGGGACAUUAACGAUGCGCAUGUUGUAUGUAGACAGCUGAACUGUGGAUAUGCCAUUUCCGUUUUACAUGAAGCAUAUUUUGGACAAGGUUCUGGCAGUAUUCUGCUAGAUAAUGUGCAUUGUUCAGGAAAUGAACAGUACUUGUGGCAAUGUAGUCAUAAUGGCUGGGGCUCCCAUAAUUGUGUUCAUCGAGAGGAUGCUGGAGUCAUCUGUUCAGGUGCUCCCCCCAGUACAACUGAAUGGACCACAACAGACUCAUACUACACAAACUGUGGUGGUCUUUUGACGCAAAUGUAUGGGAAUAUAACAAGCCCAUUCUAUCCAAAUCCUUACCCAGCUAAUUCUCACUGUGUUUGGGACAUCCGUGCUCCAGUGGGCUACUAUAUACAGCUAUCAUUUCUUCAUUUAGACAUAGAACCUCAUCCUUAUUGUUCAUAUGACUGGAUUACUAUUUAUGAUGGGAUUCCUCAUUACUCUCCGGAAAUGGCAAGAAUAUGUUCUGGAAACAACACAUUUAACACUUACUACUCAUCCUCUAAUAUCAUGAGCGUUGAGUUCAGAAGUGACCACAUUGUACAUCACAAUGGCUUUUAUGCAGUGUUUUCAUCAUUACAUGGUCAUCCUACCACUCCUCCAGUAAAUGCUACUCACCCGGACCCUUGGGUAACAUCAGCACCUAACUAUACAUGUGGAGGGGUUCUAAAUGAAACAUCUGGAGUUUUUUCUAGCCCAUUUUUUCCUGGACUGUAUCCUAACAAUGCCUAUUGUGUAUGGGAGAUCAGAGUUAUACCUGGGCAUACAGUGGAUUUAUCUUUCAUAUAUUUGGAACUUGAAAGACAAGAUUCCUGCAUCUAUGAUUCUGUGACAAUAUAUGAUGGCUUCCCAUUCAGUUCCAGACAGCUAGGAAAAAUCUGCACUUUUGUCAACUCUACAGUGUAUAGGUCUACCUCUAAUGUGAUGGGCGUUGUUUUCCAAACUGAUGGAAGUGUACAAAGAACUGGAUUCCAGGCUAUGUACUCAUCAGUUGCCAGAAAUACCAGCUCUUCAGUUAACUGUGGUGGGAUCCUGAGAAAUCCUUGGGGUGUCAUUGAAAGCCCUGCUUAUCCGCAUUCACACAACCCUGCAGACUGUGUUUGGCACAUUCAAGUCCCAAACAGCAUUAUCCAGCUCUACUUUAUUGAUUUUGCAGUUGAAAAUUCAUCUUAUUGUACAUCUGGAUAUGUGUCAGUAUUUGAUGGGACACCUUAUGGUUCCCCAUUACUGGGAAAACUUUGUGGAACAUCAAAAAGGAAUUUUACCUCUUCACUGAACGGUUUGAGUGUGGUCUAUAACAGCAGAGGAAGCAACAGCAACUUUGUCCGUGGAUUUCGUGCUAGUUAUAAUGCUAUUUCCCAGAACAAUCAAAAUGUUACACUCUCAUGCACAUCUAGCUAUAUGGAAGCACGAAUAACAGUUGGGUAUUUACAGUCUUUAGGAUAUUCAGCAAACAACAUUUUUCUAAAUGAUCCCCAAUGCCUUCCCCAGAAUUAUGGACACUGGUUGAUAUUUAACAUACCAUAUGAUGCAUGUGGUACUAUUAGACAGGGUGAAAGAGAUACAAUCAGCUAUUUAAACACUGUCGUUGGCUACCAUACUGAUGAAGUGAUAGUUCGUAAUCGAAAACUCAACUUAAACCUCCGAUGUCAGAUGUUUCAAAAUACCAUGGUAGAAAUCAUGUAUCACGCAGAUGAUAUCACAAACCAAAAUCUGACCCAAUAUGGUCUAUAUUCUGCAUCACUAAACUUCUACCAGUCACCAACCUUCAUGUAUCCAGUCUAUAAUUAUCCAUACUAUGUGCAGCUGAAUCAGAACUUGUACCUUCAGGCUACCGUCUACUCAUCUGACAGCAACCUCACCUUGUUUGUGGAUUCAUGUGUGGCCUCACCAGAUGCAAAUGAUUUUGUGACACAGACUUAUGACCUUAUACGCAAUGGCUGUGUUAGAGACUCUACAUAUGUGAAAUAUCCAACAUAUUCCUCAAACCAGGUUCGCUUUGGAUUCCGCGCUUUUGGGUUUGUCCGGAGGUUUUCUAGAGUUUACCUGCAAUGUAAACUGACUGUGUGCCAGAGAAAUAGCUACAACAGCCGUUGCUAUCAGGGGUGUAUCAACAGACGUAAAAGAGCUUUAACAACAUCUCAUGAUCAGAUUAAUGUAACAGUAGGACCAUUUAUAUUAGAAGAAAGUAAUACAAGGAAUUAAUCAGUUCAAUCAUGUAAUCCACUAUUAAUAUUUGUAGAUUGUACUUUGAUUCAUUACAAGCAAAUUUUAAAUGAUAAAAGAAAUUAUAAAAUAGAGAACUGGUAAAAAUGUAUUUCUAACCACAGAA